Ogataea philodendri is the source of this 381-nucleotide messenger RNA. RefSeq lists its product as uncharacterized. Lineage: Eukaryota; Fungi; Ascomycota; Pichiomycetes; Pichiales; Pichiaceae. The record is from RefSeq and is a predicted model, not a curated record. The transcript is spliced from 2 exons. The coding region runs from base 1 to 381 and encodes 126 amino acids.
AUGCGGGUGUCAACACCCCUUAUUGUUCCUAAAAGGGUGAAAUCUGGGCUUGAACCAGUCAAACUGCUCAAGAGAAAUUCAUCAAACAAUGAAUCUCCAUCUCACGUCGUCGUCUCCUUGGAAAUCAGGCUCGCUGAUGAAGGACUGGUCUUUUGGUGGUCCAUCGGUGAUCACAUCCCGGCGGGCAUUCUCUCUAUUCAGAAGGAACCACAGCAAUGUAGAUGCGACUAUACUGAUUACCAGAAAUCCCAAAGACAUUCCAUGUCCAAGCCAGUACCUUGGAACCUGGUUUGGCCGGUACAUUUGACAUCCAAUGACCGCACCAAUGUCACCAAACGAGAUCUGGAUAGCUGUAGCAACGGCACGCUUUGUCUGACCUGA